GGAGGGCUCAGCUAACAGGACCUUUGGACUCAGGCAGAGUGUCCAGAGGCCAGCGUGUGGUCUGCAGGAGGGGAGGACAUGGCCGGGUGGCAGGGUUUGGCUCCGAGGACUCAAGUGGGACCAGGCUGCACUGGGUCUCAGGAAGUCUCCCUGGGCUGGACCUUGGCCCAGGCUGACUGCUGCAGCAGCUGUGGGGUCCGCCAGCCCUGAGCCUUCAGGGGAGGCCUGUGUGGCUGUGUGUUGGCCCUCACUCCUCUUUUCUCCCCUCUAGGCAGCCAUGGGGAGCAGGCAGUGCUGAGCAUCCUGGGGCAUGGCUGCAGCCCUGCUAGGCCUGGCCCGAGCCCCCGUGCGCCCACUUCCCUGGGCGGGCCUGGCGGCCCGGCUGGCCAGCAGCAUGGCCCUGCCGGAGCAGUCACAGCAGCUGUUUGAGAGUGCUGUGGGUGCUGUGUUGCCGGGCCCCAUGCUGCACCGGGUGCUGGCCGUGGACCCCAGUGGCAAGCAGUUGAAGGUGCGGGACCGGAGCUUUCACCUGUGCAACAACCUGUACCUGGUGGGCUUUGGCAAGGCCGUGCUGGGCAUGGCGGCUGCCGCCGAGGAGCUGCUGGGCCAGCAUCUGGUGCAGGGCGUGAUCAGCGUGCCCAGGGGCAUCCGCGCUGCGGUGGAGCGUGCCGGCAAGCACGAGAUGCUGCUGAAGCCUCACAGCCGCAUCCAGGUGUUCGAGGGCGCCGAGAACAACCUGCCGGACCGGGACGCGCUCAGGGCCUCGCUCGCCAUCCGGCAGCUGGCUGAGGCGCUCACGGCCGACCACCUGCUGCUGGUGCUCAUUUCAGGCGGGGGCUCUGCCCUGCUGCCCGCCCCCAUCCCCCCGGUGACCCUGGAGGAGAAGCAGAUGCUCACCAAGCUGCUGGCCGCCCGGGGAGCCACCAUCCAGGAGCUGAACACCAUCCGCAAGGCCCUAUCUCAGCUCAAGGGAGGGGGGCUGGCGCAGGCCGCGUACCCGGCUCAGGUGGUGAGCCUGAUCCUGUCCGACGUGGUGGGGGACCCCGUGGAGGUGAUCGCCAGCGGCCCCACUGUGGCGAGCUCCCACAGCGUGCAGGACUGCCUGCACAUCCUUACCCGCUACGGCCUGCGGGCUGCCCUGCCACGCUCAGUGAAGACCGUGCUGGCCCGGGCCGACUCCGACCCCCGAGGGCCACACACCUGCGGUCACGUCCUCAACGUGGUCAUCGGCUCCAACCUGCUGGCACUGGCGGAGGCCCAGCGGCAGGCCGAGGCGCUGGGCUUCCGGGCGGUGGUGCUGAGUGCAGCCGUGCAGGGCAACGUGAGAACUGUGGCCCGGUUCUACGCGCUGCUGGCCCGAGAGGCGGCAGCCCACCUCACCUCCGCUGGGGCGGCUGGGGCAGAGGACACGGAACUGCAUCAGCUGGCGGCCCAGCUGCAGCUCCCAGACCUGCGGCUGGAGGGGGCCCUGGAGGCCGUGGCGGGGGCUCGGGGUCCCAUCUGCCUGCUGGCUGGUGGCGAGCCCACGGUGCAGCUCCAGGGCUCCGGCAGGGGCGGCCGGAACCAGGAGCUGGCACUGCGUGUCGGGGCGGAACUGGGGCGGCAGCCGUUGGGGCCUGUUGAUGUGCUGUUUUUCAGUGGUGGCACGGAUGGGCAGGAUGGGCCCACAGAUGCUGCCGGGGCCUGGGUCACAGCAGAGCUGGCCAGCCAGGCUGCUGCCGAGGGGCUGGACCCAGCCGCCUUUAUGGCCCAGAACGACUCUCACACCUUCUUCUGCCGCCUCCAGGGCGGGGCUCACCUGCAGUACUCAGGGCUGACAGGCACCAACGUCAUGGACACCCACUUCCUGCUCCUGCGGCCGAGGUGAUGCUGGCCGCCCUUGGGAGACUGGCUGGCCCCAGGCCUCGCCAAGCUCAGGCCCGAGCAGUGGGGCUGACCCUGACUCUCCACCCACUGGAGGGAGCGCUCCCUACUGUCUGCUCCCUCAGCAGUGGGCCUUGAGGGCCCACUCAUUGUCCCCCAAGCCCCCAGCCUGUGUCUGUGGGGGAGACGUGGAAGAAUAAAAGGACCACCGAGUGGA
Molecule: messenger RNA, 2080 nt
Organism: Echinops telfairi (small Madagascar hedgehog)
Lineage: Eukaryota; Metazoa; Chordata; Mammalia; Afrosoricida; Tenrecidae
Gene: GLYCTK
Product: glycerate kinase
Exons: 4
Coding region: 311-1867 (518 amino acids)
Biological process (GO): protein phosphorylation
Cellular component (GO): cytoplasm
Molecular function (GO): glycerate kinase activity
Source: RefSeq, a predicted model, not a curated record